AGGCAUUUUCUCCACUCUCCCGCCUCCAGCUCUCCACUAUCCGUUACAGUGUCCUAUACUCUACAGAGAAAAUACAAAACCUAAAUGCCCUAGCGCUGUCGGAAGAAAAGCAGAAAUCUCCCAAAUCGCGAGUUCCUGCAUUACUAAUUUCCGUAGAAACAGAAAUCGCAGGCGAAAGAAAAGGAAAGCUUCUCCGCCUUUCGGUCAAUCCUCACAUGCAGAUAUCUGCGCUUCUAUUUCGGAAUGAUGUGAUAGAUGCGGUAUUUGCAAGUGAAAAACAGCCAGAGAAAUCAUCGCAUGCGUUUCUGCAACGUCUCCUCGCUGUUCAUGAUUGCGUCGAAAACCGAUUCUAGAAGCUUCAAAAUCACUCCGAUGCAAGAACCGCCCUGUAAAUCCCUCAAUCUUUGAUGAAUUUCGGAGAAAACAGCUUCUUCUUCGACGGAUCUACAAGAGAGGUGAGAUCGGAGUUCUUCAGAAAUCCCUCGGCUGCUCAAUGCGAGUAGCUGUUUCCGCAACGUCUCCUCUCUUUCCUGUUCAUGAUUGCGAUGAAAACCGAUUCUUGAUGUUUCAAAAGCAUUUGGAUACAAAAGUAGUGGUGUAAGUCGCUCAAUCUUUGAUGAAUUUCAGAGAAAACAGCUUCUUCCUGGACAGAUCUGCAAGAGAAGGUGAAGUUUUCUGUCUCCUUCGCAGUUCUUCAGAAAUCGCUCUGUUUCUAUGCGAAUCAGUGAAAGACGGAAAUUCAGCGGCUUUCUGAAGCAGGGGAUCGAUCUUGAUUUUACAGAGUUGCUUGAUUCCUUGUGUGGAAUUUUAAAGAGAAAUGGAAGCUUCCUUUGUUCUCUUGCUGAUUUUCUUGCACGGAUUGCUCUUUUCACCAUCGAUUGGUGAUCCAAUCGAAGAUAAGCUAGCUCUGAUUGAUUUCGUCGGCAAACUUCCUUACAAACACAAUCUCAACUGGAGUUUGAGCUCCUCUGUCUGCGAUAACUGGAUUGGAGUAACCUGCAGCCCCGAUGGCUCUCGUAUCAUAGCCCUCCAAUUGCCUGGAGUUGCAAUCAGCAGCCAGAUUCCUCCGAACACUCUUGGCCGUCUGUCUGCUCUCCAAGUCCUAAACCUCACAUCCGAUUGCCUCACCGGUGCUUUCCCAUUGGAACUCACCAAACUCAAAAAUCUAACUCUGCUAGAUCUUCACUUCAACAACUUCUCUGGCCUGCUGCCGUUAGAUUUCUCCAUCUGGGAGAACCUCACCGUCAUUGAUCUCUCCUUCAAUGCCUUCAAUGGCAGCAUCCCUCCUUCCAUCUCGAACCUUACGCAGCUGACAGCUUUAAACCUUGCAAACAACUCGCUUUCAGGUGACAUCCCUGAUCUCCAAGUCCCAAAUCUGCGGCAGUUGGAUCUAGCCAAUAAUAAUCUCCACGGAAGUGUGCCAAAAUCUCUCGAGAGGUUCCCGAAUACAUCUUUCAUUGGAAAUAAUCUUUCUUUCGUGGUUCAGCCAGUUCUAGUUUCACCAGUCUAUCCUCCUGUUUCUACAUCGAUUCCACAUUUGGUUAAACAUAAAAAGCUCACGGAAUCAGCAAUAUUGGGAAUCAUAGUCAGCAGCUGUGGUGCCACUUUUGCUGCAUUUGCAGUUUUUCUGAUCAUUUGGUACUCAAAGAGGAAAAGUGAGACCGUGCUGUCUGGCAAGUUGCAGAAGGGCGAAAGAUCCCCAGAGAUAGCAAUGGCAGGAAGAGAAGACGAGAGCAAUAGGCUUGUUUUCUUUGAGGGGAGUGGAUAUGCAUUUGAUUUGGAGGAUUUGUUGAGAGCUUCCGCCGAGGUGCUUGGGAAGGGGACAUUUGGGACAGCAUAUAAGGCAGUUUUGGAGGAUGCGACGACAGUGGUGGUGAAGAGGUUGAAAGAGGUAAGCGUGGGGAAGAGAGAGUUUGAGCAGCAGAUGGAGGUGGUGGGGAGAAUUAGGCAUGAGAAUGUGGUUCCGCUGAGGGCGUAUUACUAUUCAAAGGAGGAGAAGCUCAUGGUCUACGAUUAUUAUAGCCAGGGCAGUGUCUCUGCUAUGUUACAUGGCAAGAGUGGCGAAGAAAGGACUCCUCUAGACUGGGACACCAGGCUACGAAUCGCUCUUGGAGCAGCGAGGGCCGUUGCAUGCAUCCACACUGAGAACUCCGGAAAGCUGGUCCAUGGAAAUAUUAAAUCCUCCAACAUCUUCCUCAACACCCAGCUCAGCGGCUGCAUAUCCGAUCUUGGCCUGACGACGCUAAUGGAUGCAAAGACAGCCCAUCCACUGUCCCGUGCCCCUGGGUACCGGGCUCCCGAGGUGGUAGACACCCGGAAAGCAUCUCAGGCGUCUGAUGUCUACAGCGUAGGGGUGCUUCUGCUGGAGCUCCUCACUGGGAAGUCUCCCAUCCAGGCGUCCGGAGGCGAGGAGGUGUUGCAUUUGGUACGUUGGGUGCAAUCUGUCGUCCGUGAGGAGUGGACUGCCGAAGUGUUCGACGUGGAGUUGAUGAGGUUUCCGAACAUAGAGGAAGAGCUGGUGGAAAUGCUGCAGAUAGCGAUGGCGUGUGUGGUGAGGAUGCCGGAGCAGAGGCCAACAAUGGAGGAUGUUUUGAAGAUGAUCGAGGACGUCCGGCGGAGUGACACCGGGAACAGGCCUUCAUUGGAAGGUGUACCGGGCGGAUCGAACAGCCAAACGCUGCCUGCUCAGACGGGCCAAUCUUCCCUCCAAAAUUGAACCAUUGUCCUAUUCAGUUUGAAUCUGUUUCUUUUUUUCCUUCUUUUCGCCAUGACUAGGAUCCUACUUACGGGCACACAUGUACGCAAGAUCUGGUCCGUUCAUCAGGCCCCACCGAGUAUGUGCGGGCUGGUCUGCGUAUCAGGUGGGCCACACUCGUGCAUUGAAUGUGGUAUGUUGGUCAGUUUAUUAGCAUUGAACGUGACACCAGUCAUGCCAGGCAUGAUGAGCAGACCUGGCCUGAUUUUUUUGCCAGGGCGUAUGCAUGGCGGAGGCCAGCCUUAAAAAAGAGACUAGAUCUGACGCAGUUUUCCCAUGA
Molecule: messenger RNA, 3035 nt
Organism: Magnolia sinica
Lineage: Eukaryota; Viridiplantae; Streptophyta; Magnoliopsida; Magnoliales; Magnoliaceae
Product: probable inactive receptor kinase At4g23740
Exons: 3
Coding region: 818-2716 (632 amino acids)
Biological process (GO): protein phosphorylation
Molecular function (GO): protein kinase activity; ATP binding; protein binding
Source: RefSeq, a predicted model, not a curated record